ACUACUUAACACACGUUAAUCCAAUAUCGGGGUCAAAAUCCCAUACAAAAGGUGUCGUUUUGUUGAUUUGGCUGUUUUGUGAGCAAGUGGAGACGCCUCGCUUUUAUUACAUUGACCUUGCCAUGUUCUUCUCCCGCCCUCUUUUCCAAGCUGUGACCAAGGCUUCCACUGGUUUGACCGGUAUUCCCGUUCAUCCCAACCCACGACCGCAUUUGAUCCAAACCUACAACAACACAUUAAAAGCCUUGUCGCGUUUGCCUAGCCAUGCCGUGUAUCGACAAGCCACUGAAUCCAUGACACAGCAACGUCUAUCGAUUGUGGAAUCCACCGAGAACAUUGACGAAAUCGAGCAAAAGAUCGACGGUGGUCAGAUUGAAGAAGUGAUUUUGCAAGCCGAGGACGAACUGAAAUUGGUUGGCAAAAUGGAGGAAUGGAAGCCUUGGGAACCUUUGGAGACCCCCGCACCUAAAGAUCAGUGGACUUAUCCUACCAGAGAAUAAGUUGGCCUGAACAGCUUUUUUUUUGUCCAUGACCGUGUUGCAAAAAUGGACGUAGACAUACCACACGCUUUUUAUGUCGCGCU
Radiomyces spectabilis is the source of this 583-nucleotide messenger RNA. RefSeq names its product ETC complex I subunit conserved region-domain-containing protein. Gene Ontology annotation, biological process: respiratory electron transport chain. The record is from RefSeq and is a predicted model, not a curated record. The coding region runs from base 123 to 500 and encodes 125 amino acids. The transcript has 3 exons. NCBI's taxonomy places the organism in Eukaryota, Fungi, Mucoromycota, Mucoromycetes, Mucorales, Radiomycetaceae.